UCUGCUUCUUCCCCAGCGAACAAUUCAAACCCUUUUUUUUUCCUUUGGUUCCAAAUAAAUAUAAUCCAAUUAGCGUAGUAGCAGCAGCAGCGAAGCCAUCAUAACUCGUCGAUUUGAACCACCACACAGCAUCAGCAGCUCGUAUUCCAUUUGAUCUCUUCUUCUUCUUCUUCUGUUGGAUGACGGAGACGAGACGGAGAUGAAGUGCACGCGGCACCCGUUAGAGAACGGCGUCGGCGUCUGCGCCCCUUGCCUCCGCGAGCGCCUCCUCGCCCUCGACGCCGCGACCGCCCCAUCACCGGAUGACCGGAAGGCCUCCACACAAACCCCGUCGCCUCCUCCUCUCCUCUUCCCACGCUCCGUCUCCCCUUACGUCCCCCGCUCUGCCGCUGGCGGCUCCCGGCGGGCCUCCUUCCUCUCCGCCCUCUUCGGCCGCCGCAGACAUGGGAACCUGGAAAGGAAGCCUCAGCGAUCCAGCUCUUGGCUCUCGGCACUCCUGCAUGGCCGUCGGAGGAAGAUGACCUCGUGCAUGUCCGUUGCGGACGACGCCGCCGAGCCGGGACGGGACUGGGGCAUCUCGCCGGAGAGAUCCCGCGGCGGGUACGACGCCGAGCCGCCGUGGCGUCCACAUCGGUCCUCGAUGACGUGGGCCACCGCGGAGCACCACCAUCACCACGGAAGCGGCCUCGCCGGUUUCGCCAUGUGUCUCAGCCCGCUGGCGGCGGCGAGCUCCAGCAGGAGGCGGUCUCGGGUGGCGGAGUUCGGCUUUUCCGGCGAGCUCCCAAGGACCGCGUUAGGCCCGCAUCGCCACCGCCGGCACGCGUCUGCCGGAGGGCCGGUGAUGUGGCCCGACACGUCGCGGAAACCGACGGAACUCGGCAGGUUAAGAUGACGGUUUUGCCCCCAAAAAUCACCACAAAUUACACAGUCUGCCAUUACCAAUUUCCAUACAGGAAAAUAAAUAUUUUGCAUUUACGUUAAGAAAAUAUUAAUAAAAUUCUUGAUACUCUGAACACAAUA
Molecule: messenger RNA, 1020 nt
Organism: Musa acuminata AAA Group (dessert banana)
Lineage: Eukaryota; Viridiplantae; Streptophyta; Magnoliopsida; Zingiberales; Musaceae
Exons: 1
Coding region: 200-892 (230 amino acids)
Source: RefSeq, a predicted model, not a curated record